Anopheles funestus (African malaria mosquito) is the source of this 620-nucleotide messenger RNA. RefSeq names its product 39S ribosomal protein L41, mitochondrial (gene mRpL41). The record is from RefSeq and is a predicted model, not a curated record. Gene Ontology annotation, biological process: translation. Lineage: Eukaryota; Metazoa; Arthropoda; Insecta; Diptera; Culicidae. The transcript has a single exon. Gene Ontology annotation, molecular function: structural constituent of ribosome. Bases 86 to 562 code for a protein of 158 amino acids. Gene Ontology annotation, cellular component: mitochondrial large ribosomal subunit.
UCUUUUUCAUUUAUUUUUAUUCUAGGCAAACCGCACAUUGCCAAAUCGUGGGUUUCAUCUGGCGGCACAUUGUAUAACAACAAAAAUGUUCCAUAUCAUUACUCGGGGCAUCUCUACCACGGCAUCGCUGUCGGGUAAAAAAAACUUUCGCAAAUUCCUGCUCUACAACAAGCGGGGAACGCGAAUCUUCAAACAACAGCGGGCUGCCAAUCCAAACCUUUAUGCGGACAUCCCGAUCGACAAGCGAGGCGUGCGUGAUACAGGCGUAACUAUUGACGGCAAAUUCAUCGAAAUAAAGGAGAGGAUACCCGAGCUGAUUGUUCCCAACCUGGAAGGAUGCAAAUUAAAACCGUACGUGUCGUACAAGGCUCCCGAUGUAGUGCAGUCGGAAUUCACAAGCCAAGAUCUGUUCAAUUCUGUGUACGCCCAAAAAAUCAUAAGCGAUUGGAAGAGUGGAAAGUUGAACGACGAUGGAACUCCGACAGAGCCCUCCAAAGAGGAAGCAUUAUCAGCUGAAGAUGCGUGGAUUCGAGCUAGAAAAACCGGAUCGGAUAUCUUUUAAAAGUAAAAUCUUGUUCAAAGUUUGAUUAGGAAAUAAAACACAUUCAUUAGGUAAUUAA